GACCCCGCGUCUUGGGAGGGCUGCUACAACGCCGCCGCCCGAUGAGGACGGCGCUGGGCGUCGACGUCCUUCGAGGAAGAGAGAAUCGACGAUGACCAAGAUGGUCCACGAUGACCAAGAUCCGCCGUUCGCGAGGAUGAUCCACACUGUUGGCGAUGGCCAGUGUGGAGGAUGGAGAAGCAAAAGGAGGGGGACGGGGAGGAGCAGGAAGAUGACCACCCAGCAUCACCCAACUUUCCCCCCCGCCGCCCGCGAACGCGUGCAGCGAAGCUGGGGGCAGGAAGUUGGUAAUUCGUGA
Messenger RNA from Prorocentrum cordatum, 298 nucleotides. The record is from the annotation of a GenBank genome assembly. NCBI's taxonomy places the organism in Eukaryota, Dinophyceae, Prorocentrales, Prorocentraceae.